Molecule: messenger RNA, 489 nt
Organism: Lentinula edodes (shiitake mushroom)
Lineage: Eukaryota; Fungi; Basidiomycota; Agaricomycetes; Agaricales; Omphalotaceae
Exons: 4
Coding region: 1-489 (162 amino acids)
Source: RefSeq, a predicted model, not a curated record
AUGUGCGGAAUCGAGAACAACUCAAAGGUCAUGGAUGCAUUCCCGGUCAGCUGUGUGUUGUUGAGCUCGCUUUCUUUGAAAAUACCGGCUGGGACUGGGCCAAACUUCCGCAUAGAAAGGAAGGAGAUCCAUUACGGCUUAUGUGAUGUGACCCCAAUAAAGAAAAUCAAAAUCGUUAUGACCGAAAAUGACUUAUCUGGCGCUUUGCCCUCUGCAAGAGACAGUCGUUCAUUAGAAACACAAGCUAAAAAAGGACCAAAACACACACUGACGGUCCUGAAGAUUUUUUGUCGUAACUGGAAUCAAGUCGCAGAAUCGCGCGCUAAGCGUUCAGGGACCAGAAAUAACGAGAAGACAAUAACACUUGUGCUUGUGACUUUUAAAGUAGUGAUAGCUCAGCUACCUAUUUUCGGCACUUUGGCAGUCUGGCCAAUCUAUAAUAGAGACAUUUGCGGUCUAAGGCAGAAGGGCGGGAAGGGUGCAUUUUAG